Molecule: messenger RNA, 6623 nt
Organism: Biomphalaria glabrata
Lineage: Eukaryota; Metazoa; Mollusca; Gastropoda; Planorbidae
Exons: 27
Coding region: 701-4636 (1311 amino acids)
Biological process (GO): G protein-coupled receptor signaling pathway; cell surface receptor signaling pathway
Cellular component (GO): membrane
Molecular function (GO): G protein-coupled receptor activity
Source: RefSeq, a predicted model, not a curated record
UAGAGAGCUACAUAACAAGGGGACAUAACCAUACCGCUGCCCCGCGGCGCUUCCGGCCGUGUAUCCUGUUUGUGUGAAGAAAAAAAAACUGUAUUGUUGAUUAGUGUGUGUAAGUAAGUUCUAGUAGGUCAUGGUGUCUCUGUACAGAAUGUGGUGUUUUAAGAAACAGCAAAAGUGAUCUCCAUGAAAACGCAAAAGUAAACCUCAAGAAACAGCUCAAGUAAACUUCAAGGAACAGCUAAAGUAAACUUCAAGAAACAGCUAAAGUAAACUUCAAGGAACAGCUAAAGUAAACUUCAAGGAACAGCUAAAGUAAACUUCAAGAAACAGCUGAAGUAAACUUCAAGAAACAGCUAAAGUAAACUUCAAGAAACAGCUAAAGUAAACUUCAAGAAACAGCUAAAGUAAACUUCAAGAAACAGCUAAAGUAAACUUCAAGAAACAGCAAUAUAACAUAAAACGGCAAUAUUAACAGAAAUAGUAACAGACAUCUUGAAAAUAAAAAAAACACUACAUUAAUGUAGAACAUACGUAAACCAUGAACACAUACGAAGAGUAGCUUUCGUUUUCUAGGUGUAGAUUAGACAGCUUCUAAAACAUCAAUGAACACAUAGAAUAUAUCUAGAAAUAGAGCUGGUCAGAUAUUUCUUUGUCAAUGUCAAAAGCAUGAGAAUCGUUUGAUUGAGACUCCAGGUCAAGAAUGGAAUUCCCCUUCAUUAGAAUACUAAUUGCUGAAAUGGUGGCGAUAACUUUGACCCGGGCUCAAAUUACGACUCAAAAUAUUUUAUGCUAUGAUCGUGCCCAAGUCUACGGAACCACCUGCUUUCACGUUGGUCAGGAUGAAGUCACUUGGAAAGAAGCCUACGACUUUUGUCACCAGCGAAGAGGCUGGCUCGCCAACAGAGUGGACGAUCUUACACCCCUGCCUCCAAAGGUCUUCUUUGGCAAUGGUAUCCUCCAGAUUUGGUCAGGUCACCACAUCAAGGACAACAGACUACUGGAAGACCAUUUACCUACUGUGGAGCCAGUGUACAGCACAGCGAAUAUUAAUUUCAACUCUUCUACUGUAGCUGGAUCAAACUGUUUGGUGCUAGUUUAUAGGGAGCAGUGUGUUACCACAGCAAAUGCUUCGCUUUUGUGCUCUCCCACAUUUGUUGAGGACUUUGUAUCUUGUGACGAGAGGCACACCUUUUUAUGCAGAUUCGAAGCUCAGUCCGCCCUCAGUAUAAAUAUCCUCAACGGUGGAGGCGUUCAAUUAAUGCGACAGGACAUAUUUCCAGUAGAUCUGUACAUCGCUAAUGGGACUUCAAACUCUGCUGGAGCUGAUCAAGUUUGUGAGGAUACAUUGCAGAAUGGUAGAGCGUACAGGUUUAAAGACAAACAGACUCUAACCAUGUUCUUCUCCAAUGCUAAUAUUGACUUCAUGUACUACUUCAAUGACCAGAUUGCCUCCAAAACGCUUUGGGUGAACUCUGAAGAUGCCCGGUGCACAUCUAUUGUCUGGCCAGAAGCACCUCCUCCUAACAUUCAAGGGAUAACAUGGCAAGUUCAAGGGGUCCAAGUGUUUACGUGGCCUUGCAAUAAUUCUCAGCUUGUUCUCUGUGAAGUGGACAAAGUUUACAGUGCAUCCAGAGCACCUACUAUAGAUAUUCAGAUAGAUGGAUCGCUGAUUACUGUGGUGUCCAAUGAAAUUCAGGCGCCUUCACAAGUAGUCCGUGAUAUGGCCAGUAAUUAUCAAAAUACCGGUAUAGAGAAUUUUACUAUGACCUGCAACCCUGGCAUUGUGCAAGAAAAGCUUCAGAAAAUGGCUCUAUACAAGAACUUUAUACCCUUCCUCACUAAUCAAGAUGUUGGAAUAUUUGAAUGGUCUCUUAUUAAUAGCCAGGAGAUCGGAUACCUAGAUAACCAGAUCAACAUGAAUCAAUAUUACCACUGUGAGGUGAAUGACCUUCAGUCUAAUACACCUCUUAAGUCAGAUAGUGUUUAUCUUCGUUUCUCGGAUUAUGAAAUUUAUUCAGUGCACAUAAAUCUUGCACUAAAUACAACGAUAACUAAUGGAUUAGAGAUUGCCUUGUUCAACGCCUCUGUACCGAACAGAUGGACCUGGCAGUCUGGGCCUGCUCAAAAUAGACGACUUUCAAGGUCGCCUGUUCAGAGGGCGGCUAGGGCAGUGAAUGGACCUGUGCUCGUGGGAAGUGAUCUAUAUUUUCUGUUCAGUCUUUUAUAUCAGAUUUCCAACAUGAACUCCACCAUAAAGUUUUCUAUUAAGCCUCAGCUGUUUCUGAGGGAAGAAAGAAAGCUAGUCCUGUAUUUCUACAAGUCCUUCGAUCUUGGUUUUAACAUUACAAACCAGACAGAAUCCUUGCUGGCAAAUGCAACGAAGGAUAUAACAACUCGAUUCAAACUGUUGCAGGGCAGAUUACCACAGUUUGAUACAGACACUGUUCAAGUAUUAAGUAUCGACUGGUGUUGGUCUCGGAUAAUAGACGACCCAGUUACCAAUUUAAAAUUCAUUUUACCUCAGUCACCGGUGGGAUUUAUCUGGACAAGCCCGCAGAUAUGUGCACAAGAUAGAAAACCCUUAGCAAUGGUAAAAUGUGAGGGAGAUAAAAUACUGGGUUUAUAUUGGGGUAGAUUUCAAGUUAAUCCUCUCUGCAAUUACUCAGCUUCUGUUGGUGUAAGAAGCAAUUUGACAGCAGUAUUGAAAAAUCUGUCCCAGGAGAAUAUUACCAAUGACAACGUUGGGUGGGUUCUGGAGACUACUAAAACUCUAAUAGCCAAUCUCAGUAGCCAGACCGUUAUAGGAGAGGAUCUGGCAUACUUAGCAGAUAUAUUGCAGAAGAGUACUACAGAUGUGGAUAGACUGUCAAAAGUAGAUGUAGAAAAUAUUAUGGACAGUGCUGCAAAAUUACGAAAUUUCCCAACUUCAGUUUUAAAAGAGUCGCAGGAGAUAGCCAAUGCUACCAACAGAGUGUUAAAAAGUAUUGACCAAGCAGGCAGUCUUAUAGAAUCAUCUGAGUCUGGUACGAAUCCACAACUUGUUAUCUCUGGAGGUUUGGGCUUUGUAGUUUCUGAUAUAUCAAGAACUAUGAGGAAUACAAAAGACCUCAUUGUUGGUUUGAAGUUAAUGGCUGAUGGCUCAACACAAAUGCUUGCUGAAGAAAAUCUUGUCUCAUUAUUCAGUGAUGACAGCAUGAACUAUAAUAAACUACUAGCUGCAAUCAUAUUACCAAGAGCAUUGAUUGAGUCUUACAAUGCUUCAACAGUGAGACUGGCAAUGCAUGCAUACCAAGAUUUAACUUUAUAUGAAGCCAGUGAAACAAGUCAAGUUAACAACAGAACACUGAACAGCAGAGUCAUAGCUGCUAAAUUACUAGUUGAUGGUAAAGAAAUAUCAGAUCUUCAUCACCAUCGUGUAAAAACCUAUUUCUUGCCAACAAGACUACUGAAACCAGAGUUACGUUCUAACCUGACUGCUUGCAGUUACUGGGACUACAAGGCUAAUGCUGGAAAAGGAAACUGGAGUAGUGAUGGGUGUGAUUUUGAGGCCACUAUUGAAGGAAGGGAUAUCUGUACAUGUGAUCACUUGACCAAUUUUGCAAUCUUAAUGAACUUCUAUGACCAGGAUGUUUUAGUGAAUGAGCAUCAGUUGGCACUGAGUAUUAUAUCCAUCAUUGGACUCAGCCUGUCUAUUGCAGGGCUUUCCUUAACCAUUUUGUCCUUCAUAUUUAUCAAGAGCCUUCAUCACAGUCGGCCCCAGCAGACAUUAUUUCAGUUAUCCCUUGCACUCCUGUGCUCCUGGAUCAUCUUCCUUGCUGGAAUAAAACAGACCACAUCUUAUGGUGGCUGUAUUGUGGUGGCUGUCCUGCUCCAUUACUUCAUCUUGGCUUCUUUCAUGUGGAUGUUGAUGGAAGGCAUCUUACAGUAUUUGCUGUUUGUCAAAGUCCUCAACACUUACUUCUCAAAUUAUAUCUUAAAAACUUCACUGCCAGCCUGGGGCUUACCUCUCAUUCCUGUAAUAAUCUUACUGAUAAUAGAUAGGGAACUUUACAAGGGAGGAAAUGAAUACUGUUGGCUAUCUCUUCCUGCUUUUUACUAUGGAUUCAUCAUUCCAGUGGGUCUAAUUAUAUUCACCAACAUCAUCUUGUUCAUAAUUGUGGUCAUAAGUCUAUGCCGGAGAAGAGACAUGAGCAAAUAUUCUUCAGUGAAACAAAAUCAGAUGCUGGUCAACAUUAGAGCUUCCUUCAUUUGUUUUUGUGUUCUUGGAUUGACCUGGAUUUUUGGAUUCUUGACAAUCAAUGAUGCCAGGAUUGCUUUUCAGUAUUUGUUUUGCAUCUUCAAUUCCCUUCAAGGUUUUAUAAUUUUUAUGAUGAUGACCAUACGUGACAGAAAUGUAAGAGCAUACUGGAAGUCCAAACUGUCAUUCUGUUGCCCAAGUCUAAACAAAAGAGGUAGAUACAGCGUUAAGGGUGUGAACUCUGAAUCUCCGGCCACAGAAGCCAUGACCAACACCAAACAGGUGAAAUGUAAGAGCAGCGACAGCACCGCAAGCACCAACAUGACAUCUGACAGUGACCAGCAUAAACAGGAGAUUCAGUCACCAUAUCAAUUCGACGUUAUUCCACCAGAUUACUGAUGACUGCUGAAAGAGGAAGAUAGGAUUGAACAACGCACAUAGUGGAAGAAUGCAAAGCUGUUUUUAUGUCUUGUUCUGAACAUUAAAUCUUUUUUUAAAGAUGGACAGUGACUAAACUAUCCUGACUAAAGGGAGGUGAUGUUCCAGUUUUUGCAAGUACUAAGGGAGAAUAAAGAGAGAAAAAUGGUUAUUCUUCAAUAUUGAUUUUCUUAAGCAUAAUAUAUACAGUCUAUGAAAUUGAUAAGAACGAGAUAUGCCAACCAAUGUAUUGUUUUUAGAAGUUAUUGUUCCAAAUUUCCUAUAACAUGUACAGGGAAAUAACACAGGGUGACAUUGUUUAUGUAAAUUAAAGUGUAUACUUGUUUAUAUCAUAACUAUAUAGUCUGUCCUCACUACAUCAUUCUAUAUAUAUAUCACUUUCCAAGAAGAUGACAGUAAUAUUUUAAUAUUUAUUUAGAACUUUAAAUUCAGAUUUCUGCUGUUCAGCUUGCUGGACUGUCUGAAUGGUUAAAUCAAGAGAUAAAUGUACAAUGAGUGUUUCUCUGUUUUAUACUUUUUGGACAGAAAGGAAGAUUAUUAUAUCCUAGCCCAAACCACCUACAGGACAACAGGUAAUGGAAGAGGGGUGGGUUUGAACUUGGGACCAUAAUGACGACAGUCCAGAUUGCAUACCAUUACAUCAGGCAGCCAUCCUGUAAUGUUUGUUAACAAGAUGUGUUAUUUGUAUUACUUAAGAACUUUUUUUUUAUUGAUGGUCUAAGAUUCAUUAUUUGCGCCGCAAUUUCAUGCAUUUUUACUUUAUAUACCUCCUGUUUACACAUUUUUAUAUUUUGUUUUUAAAGUUAAUGAUAUAAAAUUCAGUGGCAAGCCCCAAUUUAAAAUUGUGAUUUUAAAUAAAGUGUAAUAUGAAAGCUUUUUUAAAAUUUGCCAAAUGAUUUCAUAAAAUAAAAGUAAAAUUAAAUUUAAACAUUAAUUACUGUAUAAAAUAUAUGUCUCUUUCUGUCUCGGAAGACAUUGGAUGCCCCCAGAUGAGUCACUGGUUUUGGUUAUGUCUUGAGACAGGGCAGAAUCUGGUGUGACUGAUCAAGGCAAUUCUGGAGCGGCAGAGUUUGCCACAGCUCAUGUAUAUAUAUGCAUCUGUUUUAGGGCUAGCUGAUAUGGCAGUUUUCUUUCUCUUGACUAAGGCGGCAUAGUUUCUUUUGCUCUCAGUGAGGUUCGUACCUGCAUGCACAAAGUCUCCAUGCACUCUGGUCUCCUCUCACAAACUUUCGUUGAUGCCUGUGGCUCUCAUGUCUCACUUACAGACAUCUCUAUAGGCUAUUCUUGGGCGGCCUUUGGGUCUGACUCCCUCCGCAAGCUGAGCACUGUAUGGAAUAGGGAGUAUUUAAUGCUGUGCAAACUUUCUGAUUUUUUAUGUUAAAAAUGUAACAAUUUAAAUAUGAUAUUCAACAUUCCUAACAAUGUUACGACUCUGUCCUUCCCUUUUUAAUGUAAUUGCUCUAUCAGGUUACAAAUCAAUAAUAUAUAUGAGCUUCUUGUUUGGUUGUUAAUACUUAAAUUUAAAUAUAUAUACAUAUAUCAUUUUAUGCAAUUUCUGAUUGUUUUUAAACAUGAUUUUAUAAGCUUUUCAAGGCCUCAUUUUCUAUAUUUUGUAGCUUAAGCUAUUAUACUCUGUAAAAAAAUAAUUUGAAUAAUUGUGUAAAGUUUAAACUUGUUUUGUGUCACAUUCUCUAUCAGUUUGGACUUUGAUGUUGCAUUGAUUCUCAUUAUUUGUAUGAUCUAUAGGAAUCAUUUCCAGGUUAUGCAUUAUUCAAUACCUGGCUAUGUAUUAUAAAAGCCAUUGUAUAAUAGCUACACAAAAUUAAUUUCUUUAUAGGAAAGAAUGAUGAAAGAUCAAAGUCUAUUUAUACCAGUGACCAGUCUCAUUAAGUCAUUGUACAAUUUGUUGACUGUUUUUUUAAUUUAAUAAAAAAAAAUAGUUUUUAAA